Molecule: messenger RNA, 1278 nt
Organism: Spinacia oleracea (spinach)
Lineage: Eukaryota; Viridiplantae; Streptophyta; Magnoliopsida; Caryophyllales; Amaranthaceae
Product: two-component response regulator ARR8
Exons: 5
Coding region: 274-1005 (243 amino acids)
Biological process (GO): cytokinin-activated signaling pathway; phosphorelay signal transduction system
Source: RefSeq, a predicted model, not a curated record
UGGAAAAUCCUGUUGCCAAAAUCUGGUCAGAUCUUGCUUUGGGGGAUUUUGGUGUUUUUUUUUUGGGGUGGGUCUUAUAUGAACAGAAAAACCCAAUAUCCCCCCUUUCUUCUAUUCCCCCUCUCCUCAGUCCUCCCCCCUAUUUUUCUCUCUUCUUUUGAAAACUCAAAUCCCCUCCAUUUCCAACAACAUCAACAACAACAAAAACAAAUUUUGAUUGAGAAAAAAAGGGUAGAGAUUUAUUUUUAAAUUUUUUGAUUAGUUUGUGCAAAAAUGGGAAUGGCAGCAGAACCACAAUUUCAUGUAUUAGCUGUUGACGAUAGCAUAAUUGAUAGAAAGCUUAUUGAAAGGCUUCUCAAGACUUCAUCUUAUCAAGUUACAACAGUAGAUUCUGGCAGUAAAGCUCUGGAAUUUCUGGGUUGGCAAGAAGUAGAAGAAGAACCACCUUCAGUUUCACCUGAUAAUCUGCAGGAAGUAGAAGUGAAUCUAAUUAUUACAGACUAUUGUAUGCCUGGGAUGACUGGUUAUGAUUUGCUGAAAAAAGUCAAGGAAUCAUCUUCACUGAGAAACAUACCUGUAGUUAUAAUGUCAUCUGAGAAUGUCCCUUCUAGAAUUACCAGAUGUUUGGAGGAAGGGGCAGAAGAAUUCUUCCUUAAACCAGUGCGAUUAUCAGAUGUAAAUAGGCUUAAACCCCAUAUGUUGAAAGCCAAAUACGGGCUACAACAGCAGGACAUGAUCGAAGUUGAAGAUAUUCUAAUACCCGAGGUAAAACCUGUCUGUCAACAACAGCAACAAGAACAACAAUCACAAUUGCAACAAGAACAAGAACCGGAACUAAAUCCUGAGGAGCCCCUACAUAAUAAACAACACGAACAACAACAACAGCAACAACAACUACAUCAACAACAGAACAAUAAUAGCAAGCGAAAGUCCAUGGAAGAUGGACUAUCACAAGAUAGAACAAGACCUAGAUACAAUGGUCUCACCACUGUUGCCUCUAAUUAGUGAAACUUUCCCCCUUUUUUUUUACUUGGGUAGUUUAAUCAAAUUAGGUCUCGGUUAAUUUUUUAUUAAUAAUCGCCUUUUUCUUUUCUUUUUCCUUAUAUAACCUUAGAGGGUUUAUAGAGAGAUGUUAAGGAGAUAUGUACAUUAUGAAGUGUUGAGGGGGCGCGGGGGGCAGAAAGAGUAAAAGAGAGGUGUUUAUUAAUCUGAUGGAUCGAAAACCUGUAUACAUCAUCUGACACUGAACAUAAAUGUAAUUUCCGAUUUUGUUUUACA